Anguilla rostrata (American eel) is the source of this 1641-nucleotide messenger RNA. Its product is annotated as pancreatic secretory granule membrane major glycoprotein GP2-like. Gene Ontology annotation, cellular component: cell surface; apical plasma membrane. NCBI's taxonomy places the organism in Eukaryota, Metazoa, Chordata, Actinopteri, Anguilliformes, Anguillidae. The record is from RefSeq and is a predicted model, not a curated record. Gene Ontology annotation, biological process: neutrophil migration. Bases 1 to 1626 code for a protein of 541 amino acids. Gene Ontology annotation, molecular function: calcium ion binding. The transcript has 10 exons.
AUGGAGCAGCCCAAUGCAGUUGGCUGUGAGACGGCUCCAGCACAGGGGUGCUACAGAUGGAGGUAUGACCAGCUGCUGCGGAAGCUUCUGGAAUUACUAGAGACCAGCAGACAGGAGGCAAACAGAGACGCCUCUCCUGUGAAAGAGCAUCAAACCCACUUUGUGAGGCAAGCAGAGGAGGAGGGGACCGUAGGACACAAAGGUGGUGCUCCUUAUAUGGAGACGUGGUCCACUCGGGCGAAGGUGGUGCUCCUUAUGGAGCUCACCCUCCCAUGGGAGGAGGGGGCAGAAGCAGCCUAUGAGCGGAAACGCCUGAAGUACUCCGACCUGGCAGCGGAGUACGCAGAUGAGUGCGACUCCCCCGCCCUGAAUAAGUGCAGCUCCAACUCCGUCUGCAUCAACACCCUGGACUCAUUCACCUGCGUGUGUGAGCCGGGGUACUACAGCCUGAGCCCCAUCCUCAGCCCUGCCUGCCACGAGAAGGGGAUGUUCACGCUAUGCCUGAAGGACCAUGUAUCUGGGGGCAUCUCCAAGCCUUUCCUCAUCCACUACUUUGGCGGGAAUGUGACUGUUGUCCUCAAUGAUGGUCGCUGCUCCAUCAACGAGACGGACAAGUUUUAUUAUUACAGGAUAACUGGCGCCCCCUCCCAGUGUGGAGGCCAAACGCUCAUUAACAGGACGCAUGUGGAGUUGAGGAACGCGCUGACUGUGACGCUCAGCAGCGGGAGAUCCAUCACACGGAGGGACCUGAAGGUGCUGUGGACCUGUGCCUACCCGCUGCUCCAGACCAGCACAGCCCGCAUGAAGCCUGGUCUGGACUGGGUUACCUCUCACAGUGUGGUGCAGGUGAAUUCGUCCCGCCUCCUGGAGAUCAGCAUGGCCUUGUACAGUGACUCAUCUUACGCAUACAACUACACUGGCCCUGUGGAGCUCCCUUCUGCAGAGCAGCUGUACAUCCAGGUGACCCUGCACUGUGAGAACAGCCUGGCCUACAACAUGAGCCUACAGCUGGAGUCCUGCUGGGCCACACAGACCGCAGACCCACAAGAGGAGAAGAAGGCUUUUUUCCUGAAGGGGGGCUGCCCAAACGACAGAACCUUCCGCUGGUACCUCCGGAGCAGUUCCCCUCAAAGGAAGAGGUUCUCCAUUCAGAUGUUCACCAUGUCUGACCACUCCCACAUCUACCUUCACUGCCUGAGCAGAAUAUGCAGCCAAGAUGAGAACUGCACAACGAACUGCUCUCCCAGGCAAAACCAAAAGGUGAGAAGAGAUCUACCGGACAAACUCACAGCUAUUCUUUCAGCAGGACCCAUCUCUGCAGCAAAGAGGAAACUGACAAACUGGCCUGGAGCCCAGAUCAUGCUAUCAGUGGCCGGAGGAUUGAUUGGCCUCUUUUUUCUAACAGCACUGGGUGUGCGUGCAGCACAAGCUAUAACACAGCGCAAAACCCCAGACAUCAAUAAAGUGUGUAUACCUGCACUGUUUAGUCCGUCCUCUCUGUGUAACUGUACAAACAGCACUGUGUCCUUAUUCUCCCUGUGUAACUUUGUACAGACAGCACUAUGUCCUUAUUCUCUCUGUGCUACUGUGUACAAACAGCCCUGUGUUCUUAUUCUCUCUGUGUAAGUGUGUACAAACAGG